This is a messenger RNA of Balaenoptera musculus (blue whale), 678 nucleotides long. RefSeq lists its product as uncharacterized. The coding region runs from base 1 to 636 and encodes 211 amino acids. The record is from RefSeq and is a predicted model, not a curated record. NCBI's taxonomy places the organism in Eukaryota, Metazoa, Chordata, Mammalia, Artiodactyla, Balaenopteridae. The transcript is spliced from 5 exons.
AUGCCAUAUGACAAUGUCAGAGCUCUCCGUGGGAGAAGGAAGGAGAACAAGAAGGAAGAACUGCCUGAAGACCAGACCUCGCCUUACAGUCAGAUGCUGCAGAAGGGGCAAGGGGCCCAGACCACGGACGACAAAACAAAGGAAACAGGGGGCGACAAGGCUGCUGAGGAAGGCCCUCCUCCUGGCAAAACAGAACCACGAAAAGAUGCCAAGAGGUGCCCUUGCUCUCCUCGUCCCCUUGGAACAGAUUGGAAGCUGCCGGUCCCCCUGGGAACUGUCUAUCCACCUUUGCUCUCGAGUCUGAGCUCCACCAAAGCCGUGGGACGAAGCUGGGAGUUGUCUCCUCCGACUGCAAACAGCUUCCAAAUACAUGAUGUGCACGUGGCCCACCUGCCCCAGAAGGGCCCUUUCCAGCACUUCAUGGACAUGAAGGCAGAGAGGAGGCUGGCCAGCCGCAAGGAGCAUUGCAGUCGCUUUGGAGAUAUCAACGUGCACAAGUGCUCUCAGUUUGGGCAGAUCUUCUGCCCUUUCCAGGCCUUUGCCACCACGGUAAGCAAGCUUUUCUUCUGUACAGGGUCGGUGACCCGAGGUUUAGGGGAAGAGCUGAAGGCAGACGGCCGCAGCAGUGUUCAGUAACAUGGCCAUUUCCAGAGGAGGAAGAAGUCAGGGGAAAGGGAG